This is a messenger RNA of Guillardia theta CCMP2712, 243 nucleotides long. RefSeq lists its product as hypothetical. The record is from RefSeq and is a predicted model, not a curated record. The transcript is spliced from 4 exons. Lineage: Eukaryota; Cryptophyceae; Pyrenomonadales; Geminigeraceae. The coding region runs from base 1 to 243 and encodes 80 amino acids.
AUGUUCGAGCUGUUGAAGCAAGAGAUGCUUAUGGACGACCGCAUGGCGGGUAUGAGCAACGUGAGCGAAGGCUUCUGGAUGGGCAAGAACAAGAUCAGAACCCCGGGCAGGUCCGGAGGUUGCAAGUAUUACUGUGACAGGCAAAACUUGUCGAACGGGUUCAUGUCGACUGAGGGCUCCUUCAGCCGUGCCGGGCACCCCCACUGGGACGGGCGCGGAUCGCACUACGACAUCAUGCACUAG